Messenger RNA from Ostreococcus lucimarinus CCE9901, 573 nucleotides. RefSeq lists its product with no specific name. Lineage: Eukaryota; Viridiplantae; Chlorophyta; Mamiellophyceae; Mamiellales; Bathycoccaceae. The record is from RefSeq and is a predicted model, not a curated record. The coding region runs from base 1 to 573 and encodes 190 amino acids. The transcript has a single exon.
AUGCUUUCCCGCCAAAAUGUGUUUCGAUUGUUUUCAAAUUUGCUGUCGAGCGGCGCGGCGAAGGGACCGACGGCGGAGGAGGAGAUUCGGGCGCUGAAGGAGGCGUUGCGGGAAGCGCACGAUCGUGUGGAGACGUUGAGCGAAGAUAAACGAUUGGCGGAGAAGAAUGCGCGGCAGAUGGACUCGGAACGCGCGGCGCUGGCGAGCGAGCAAGUGGCGGUGCAGAAGACCGUGAGCGAGCUCGGUCGUGAACUUUUGGAAACGGCGAAGGAAUCGUGGAGUAUCCGUUCGGAAUUGGCGAUAAAGGAUGCGGAGAUCGAGCGUUUGCGUAAGAACAAAGGUGAGGCCAAGUCGUCGAAAGUUGACGCGAAGCCAUCAAACGUUGAAGACGCGAGAGAGUUUAUUUUCAACUACUUUGCAACCAAGCGAUGCGACUCCGUCGGCAUGGACGAGCUCAUGCGCGUGAAGCCUUCGGCUCUAAGCGACAUGGAUUUGUUUGCGGCCCUCGCGGAGCGCAUCACGGACACCGCGUAUCAAACCGCGUCGCACAUGGUCGUCGUCCAUCAAAUCUGA